AUCGUCAACAUUAACGUUGAACGUCUGUGUGCGGAACCUUUGAGCGUGUGUUUUAAAACGGGGACCUAAUUCAAUGUGGCACAAGUGUUACGCGUGUUUUUCUCAGUGGAACAUGUUCGGUGACUGACAGGAGACUCCACUUCAAAGGUAUCUGCGCGGUCAACAUUAAAAACACAUUUAAUAACCGAGCCGUUGCUCUUCCUCCAGGUGAGUUUCCAGGUAGGCGCCAUGCUCCUCCCCCUCCUGCGGCGCCCUCAGCCCCGCGUGCUCCUGACGCGGUGGCUCCUCCCCCCGCGCCUCCACGCGCCGAGCCGGGGCGCCAAGACCCGGGGCAGGAAGUCCGAGAGCCGGCAGCCGGACUGGGGGAGCCGGAACCGGACGGCGCUGACGUACAUCGCCGCCGCCGGCGUCGGGAUGGUCGGCCUGUCGUACGCCUCCGUGCCGCUCUACCGGCUCUACUGCCAGGCGUCGGGGCUCGGCGGCGCGCCGGUGGCCGGACACGACGCGGAGCAGGUGGAGACCAUGACGCCGGUGAAGGAGCGCGUCAUCAGGAUCUCCUUCAACGCAGACACGCACGCCAGCCUGCAGUGGAACUUCAGACCCCAGCAGACCGAGAUCUACGUGGUUCCAGGUGAGACGGCGCUGGCAUUCUACAGAGCGAAGAACCCCACCAACAAGCCCAUCAUCGGCAUCUCCACCUACAACGUGGUGCCCUUCGACGCGGGCCAGUACUUCAACAAGAUCCAGUGCUUCUGCUUCGAGGAGCAGCGCCUGAACCCCCACGAGGAGGUGGACAUGCCGGUCUUCUUCUAUAUCGACCCCGAGUUCGAUGAGGACCCCCGGAUGGCCCGCGUGGACACCAUCACGCUGUCCUACACCUUCUUCGAGGCCAAGGAGGGCCAGAAGCUCCCUCUGCCCGGGUACAGCUACAACUGAGGGGGACCGGGAACCGGAUCCUGGUUCAGACCUCAGACCGAGUAAAGAAGCAAAAUACUCAUCCGAGACUAUUCUUUUUUUUUUGGUGCUUUUAAUUUGAAAAAACACAGACUUUUACACUGAAAAUCAAAACAGGAAACAAGUGCCGCUGUGAGGAAAAUAUAAUAUUUAGAGAAGAAAUGAUCUUUUAAUACAAUAAAUACGGUCGGAUGUUACAUCUUCUUCUU
This is a messenger RNA of Cyclopterus lumpus (lumpfish), 1163 nucleotides long. It is a transcript of the gene cox11, whose product is annotated as cytochrome c oxidase assembly protein COX11, mitochondrial. Gene Ontology annotation, cellular component: mitochondrial inner membrane. The record is from RefSeq and is a predicted model, not a curated record. Bases 229 to 936 code for a protein of 235 amino acids. Lineage: Eukaryota; Metazoa; Chordata; Actinopteri; Perciformes; Cyclopteridae. Gene Ontology annotation, molecular function: copper ion binding. The transcript is spliced from 5 exons.